Castor canadensis (American beaver) is the source of this 2015-nucleotide messenger RNA. The record is from RefSeq and is a predicted model, not a curated record. Lineage: Eukaryota; Metazoa; Chordata; Mammalia; Rodentia; Castoridae.
CUAUGGUGAAAUAAAAUACUAUGAUUGCAAUAAACAUAGAAAAACUAGCAGCAAAGAGUCAGGGGUCAUUACAAAUCAUACACCACACAUGGGAGUCUAUUUAUGCAUGGAAUGUGGCAAAGUUUUUAACAAGAAGUCACAGCUUACUACACACCAGAGAACUCACACAGGAGAAAAGCCAUACCAGUGUAAUGAGUGUGGAAAAGCCUUCUCACAGAAGUCACUGCUCACUCUUCACCGAAGGACUCACUCGGGAGAAAAGCCUUAUGGGUGUGAUGAGUGUCAGAAGGCUUUUAGCAGGAAGUCAUUGCUGGUUCUCCAUCGAAGAACUCAUACUGGAGAGAAGCCCUAUAACUGCAGUGAAUGUGGUAAAGCCUUCAGCAGGAAGUCACAGCUUAAAAGACAUCAGCUAAUUCAUACAAUAGAGAAACCCUAUGGCUGCAGUGACUGUGGGAAAGCUUUCUCCCAGAAAUUAAAGCUCAUCACACAUCAAAGAACACAUACAGGAGAGAAGCCCUAUAAAUGUAGCGACUGUGGAAAAGCUUUCUUUUGGAAGUCACAGCUCAUUACGCAUCAGAGGUCUCAUACAGGGAAGAAACCUUAUGCAUGUGGUGAGUGUAAAAAAGCCUUCAGCAGGAAUUCGCUCCUCAUUAGGCAUCAGAGGAUUCACACAGGAGAGAAACCCUAUGGAUGCAGUGAAUGUGGUGAAGCCUUCAUCAGAAAGCCACAGCUUAUUAAACAUCAGAUGACCCACACAGGAGAGAAGAAGUAUCAAUGCAGCGAUUGUGAGGAAGCCUUCUUCAAGAAGUCAGAGCUAGUAAGACAUCAAAAAAGUCACUUAGGGGAGAAACCCUAUGGAUGUGUCGAGUGUGGCAAAACCUUCUUUGGGAAGUCACAGCUCUUAACACAUCAGAGGACUCACACUGGGGAGAAACCUUAUCAGUGUAGUGAAUGUGGAAAGGCCUUCUCCCAGAAGUCAAGCUUGAUAUCACAUCAGAGGACGCAUACAGGUGAAAAACCCUACAAAUGUAGUGAAUGUGAGAAAACCUUCAGUGAGAAGUCGAGUCUCAUUCAUCAUCAGAGGACUCAUACUGGAGAAAAGCCUUUUGAAUGUAGUGAAUGUAGGAAAGCUUUUGCUUGGAAACCGCAGCUUCUUAGGCAUCAGAGGAUUCACACAGGAGAGAAACCCUAUGAAUGCAGUGAGUGUGGGAAAGCCUUUGUUCAGAAGGUGCAACUUAUUAAGCAUCAGAGAAACCACACAGGAGAGAAAACUUACGCAUGCAGUGAUUGCACAAAAGCUUUCUUUGAGAAGGCACAGCUCAUCAUCCACCAGAGAAUUCAUACAGGAGAGAGGCCCUAUAAGUGUGGAGAAUGUAGGAAAUCUUUCACUAGGAAGUCACACCUAAUGAGGCAUCAGAGAAUUCACACAGGAGAUAAAUACUAUGGGUGCAGUGAAUGUGGGGUUACCUUCAACAGGAAGCCGCAGCUCAUGAUACAUCAGAGAAAUCAUGGAAGCCACAUGAGUGCAGUGAGUGUGCAAAGAUGCUAUCCAGUAUCCAGCUAACCAUUCUGAGGAUAUAUACAGAAGAGAUCCAUAUUGAGGCAGUGAUGGCUGACAAAGCUAACUAGGGAGUCAGGAGUCACUAAACAGACUUCAGAAAGGAGAGAAUGUUUAUAAAAGAUGAAAAGCUUUCUCCCAGAAGACAUAAUUCAUUGCAUCUCCUGACUUUUCAAAGUGAAAAUGUUAUUACUGCUGGAGGUAGUGCAGGAGCAUUCAGUGAGAAAUCACAGGUACUAAACAGAAGAAAAGCUACCGUAGUGAGUGAGUCAAAGAUCUCAUCCAGAAAGGACAACCCAGUCAAUACUUGAGAAUGCUUACAAAAGAAAAUGGUGACUAUUAAGUCUCAGACUUCAUACCAAGGAGUAGUCUUGAUGAUACGAAGAGUAUGAUAGGCUGAUCCUAUGAAGUUGUGUUGACUGUAUAUGAAAUGCCAGAGAAAAAUAGUCAGUUUGAA